CGUAGCGUGGCGUGAGGGCGCCAGGUUCCCGGAUGGAGGCGAUGGUGAUCGCCAUUUGGGCAAGAGCAGCAGCCACGGAGGGCGCUAGGUAGCUGCUACUAUGAGAUCCCCGACCCAGCUGCUGCUGCUCGUGCUGUUGGCUUUUCCCGCCGCUCUGUUGCUCGGUGGAGUUCGUGGCGGCCCCGGUUCAAGUUUACUAGUUGCAGCCCAAGAUGCUACGGAGGAUGAAGAAGCAGUGGAAGAUACGGUAGUUGAAGAUGAAGAUGAUGAAGCUGAAGUUGAAGAAGAUGAACCCACAGACUUGAUAGAAGAAAAAGAGGAAGAAGACUUAUCAGGAGAACCUAAAGCCUCACCUAGCGCUGAUACAACUAUCUUGUUUGUGAAAGGCGAAGACUUUCCUGCAAACAACAUUGUAAAAUUCCUGGUAGGCUUCACCAACAAGGGUACAGAGGAUUUUAUUAUUGAGUCUCUUGAUGCCUCUUUCCGGUACCCUCAGGACUAUCAGUUUUUCAUCCAGAAUUUCACAGCUCUUCCUCUGAACACAGUGGUUCCACCACAAAGACAGGCCACAUUUGAGUACUCAUUCAUCCCUGCAGAGCCUAUGGGUGGUCGUCCCUUCGGACUGGUUAUAAAUCUGAACUACAAAGACUUAAAUGGCAAUGUGUUCCAAGAUGCUGUCUUCAAUCAAACUGUUACAAUUAUUGAAAAAGAAGAUGGAUUGGAUGGAGAAACAAUCUUCAUGUACGUGUUCCUGGCAGGACUUGGCCUACUUGUCAUUGUUGGUCUACAUCAACUGCUAGAAUCUAGGAAAAGAAAGAGACCAGCACAGAAAGUAGAGAUGGGCACAUCAAAUCAAAAUGACGUUGACAUGAGCUGGAUUCCUCAAGAAACUUUAAAUCAGAUCAUGCAGAGUAGAAGAGAUAAAGCUUCACCCAGGCGGUUGCCACGCAAAAGGGUACAGAAGAGAUCAGUGGGAUCUGAUGAGGACUGAGCAUCUGAGCCAAUGACAGAUGAACAAUACCUGCAAAUCACUUCACCACACUCGGUGUGAAACAGGGUCUAAGGUCUGAAACUCCCUGUACUGGCGCUACUAUACUAUAAACUUCCCUGUAAAUGAAGUGUGAAGUAUUUUGACUCUUGUCUUGGUGUGGAAAGUAACUUUAGAAAAUCUACUUCCUGUUUUUAAAAGUGCUUGACUUACAAACUUAACAUAUAACUAGCCAGUAAAGAACAUUUAAUUACCACAUUGCAGGAUCUAAAAGAUUAUUAGAAAUCUUGUACAGGCUGAUCAUAGUAAAUCAAAUAUACUUAAUCAGUUGAAUGCUACCUUCAAAACAACAACUUUGUACAUCAGCUAAUGCAAGCAACAAGCCACUUCAGCUAAACGGAGGAUGGUUUAUCAGGUUAUAUUCAUACUUCUCCUGAUUCAGCAAAGCAAUUAAGUCAUCAGGGGAGAAACUGACUGAACCCUUUGCAUUUUAAUCUCAGGAUUAUGCCUGGUAUUUAAAUUUACGGUUUCCCAUCAUCACAUGCUGGAACGAUUUAGUGAAUUCAACAUCUCUCCUAGAGUCAAUUUGAAGUCUGGAAAUAGUGUUAUCUCCAUUCACAUUCCCAAAGAAAAUAAAGGUAAUGAGGACAAUUCUGGAUGUGAGUAGUUGCGUUGGAGACAGUCGUCACACAGGAGGCAAACCCUCUGCACUGUACAAAGGCAAAGGACCAGAACACAGUUACUGUGAUGGGGGUUCCAUACGAUAGCAAUUUGGAAUAUCCAACUUCAUUCUUUCACCUUAGUGUAAAUGAGAAAGUGGCCCUCAUUCUUAAGACUUCUGAAACAGUUACAUACAUAGUACAGCUUGAGAUUUAAUAGUUACAGCUCUUAAACUACACAGAACUCCGAUGGAAGUAUCAUAUUUGACAGUUAUUUCUAAACAAUACACUCACCUAAGUUGAACUGAACUCUUGAUCUUUCCUAGCAGUGGACCAAUUUAAUGUAAAAUAGAACAAAGAAUAAUUACCACUGGAACAACUUUCAAAAAUAAGUUGUAUGAAUAGAUUGUUAUACCAUUAAGUUAGUAAAAUCAAAGUGUUUUUUUUUAAGGAGAGCCAAUUGUUUAAUACCUCCAUUACAUCAGGUAAUCAAGGUCACACUUAAUGAGCACCCAGCCUGUUGGGAAGGGAGGAAGAAGGUGGCUGUAUGUGGCACAGAAGGAACUAGAGCCAAUCUUCAAAUUUCUAAGCUUGAAUGGGUGUUGCAGUAGAGGCUGGCUAAGAGGAAAACUUUGGAGUGGGGGGUUACAGUCUGCUAAUAUUACUUAGUGAAUUGAGCUGUAGUAAUCACACAUGCUUAAUUAAUUUCUUUAAGGCACUAGUUCCACCACUAGCAUGAAAUGCUUAUAGUGCCACCGUUGACUGAAGGGUUGCUUACUACAAUUUAGUGAUAUCUAACAGCUUCUUGGGGAGAAUCUUCCUACUUUUGGCUCUCCAUUAAGUACUUUGCAUGUAUGAAAUAGCAUAGUUCCAAUUUUUUGUUCCCCUUUAAUAUACUAUAGUUAAAAUUUAGCAAUACUGCAGUUCUGUGUGAAAUGGCUGAGCUUAUAGCAAUAAUAAUUGAUCCAUGUGCUGAGAGGAGAUGCUAAAAUCAAUCUAGUACACUAAGGUCUUAGUUGUAUGCCAUAAUGGGCUACCUUACCAUCUGCAAUUGUAUACUUAUGAGUUAAGUAUUAAAGCUUUUUAGGAUUACCAUAUUACUUUAAAGGGCUGUAGGUAGCCUACUUUAUGCACAUAUUGGGCAGUUCAUCAGGUCACUAACUUUUAGUCUAAAAAGGGAAAGCUUUAAUCACUUUCCCAAAGGAGAACUUGCAUUAAAAUCAGUUUCACGUCGUUAGUGCUCAUAAUAGCAUGCUGACUAUUAAUUUGAGUAUGUGUCUUAAACAGUUCAGAUUAUCAAUGCUCCUCUUCCCUUCAUCCUACUAUCAAAUGCUCUAUCACUGAAAUUUAAGCCUGGCAGAAACAAGCACAAAAGUAAAUCUGAAUGAACUGCUUUCCAGGCAAAUCUGAUACAGGAGGAAGCGACUAAAGCCAGACUUGCAAAUAGAAUUUUGUAUGAAGAACCAUGGCCAAGGAGCAUAAACCAAGAAAUUAGAUGGAGAAGGUUCUAGUGAUAGGCCUGUUGCAGAUUUAGUAUGACUGGGAGACAUUUAACAUGGCUGUACAGAUCUGUGAAAAGGGACUAAUACUUCAGUCUUUAUGCACUGUUUAUAAAGGACUCUUGAAAUCCUUGCUGGUGCUCAAGACCCAUUACUUACACUGAAGAGCACUGAAUUUAUGGCAGCUAGGGGAAAAGGUCAAAUACAAGUCCCAAUCUCUGUGAGGGAGUUAAUGUUAAGUUUCUUUAAAGAUGAAAAAUGCUAAAUUCAUAGAAGUAGCUCAUGUAAUACUUGUCAAGAUUUUCAGUAUUGUGCUGCAAGACUCGGCCCUACCCUGAUUUGAAGAGGUGGUGAUUGCUGUAUAGAAGACUUGUGCCCUUCCACUUGAUCAGUGCUCAUACUGGAUAGAGUGCAGCAGCCUUACAGGGCCAUAAGAAUCUGGAUUUUUUUAUAUACACCAUACUAUUGUUUUGCUAAAUAUAUGAACAGAGAACCACAAGGAAGUUUCACUGUAAUAAAGUAGGUUCAGAAGCUGA
Messenger RNA from Trachemys scripta elegans, 3682 nucleotides. RefSeq names its product signal sequence receptor subunit 1 (gene SSR1). Lineage: Eukaryota; Metazoa; Chordata; Testudines; Emydidae. The record is from RefSeq and is a predicted model, not a curated record. The coding region runs from base 101 to 991 and encodes 296 amino acids. Gene Ontology annotation, cellular component: endoplasmic reticulum; endoplasmic reticulum membrane. The transcript has 10 exons.